CGCUCGGUGUUGCCCUCCUCUCUCAGCCAAUCACCUCUCAGGUAAACACGCUGUUGCGUCAUUGUUAUUGUGGACGUCGGGUUUUCCAGCGGCUUCGCGCAGGUUUCGACACAGUUCACGAACACAAAGCUGCGCAAACAGUGCGGAGCCGCGACGCUGCAGCUGCGCCAUGUCGCUCCAGAGGGACGCUUCAUCCGAGGAGGGUUUACAAGGUUCAUGGGUCGAGCUGCAUUUCAGUGGCACCGUCUCCCAAAGUACAAGUCAUCACGGAAGUCAGGAGCAGAUCCCCACGUCCAGCCUGGAGGGUGACGUGGAGAAAAUGCUGCUGGACGCACAACACGAGUCAGGGAGGAGCAGCUCCAGGGGGAGCUCUCAGUGCAACAGCCCACUCAGAGCACAGACCCCACUUCUUCUGUGGAGGGGCUCGGAGGGCAACAGCUCACAGUCAGAUGAAGACUUCCAGGAAACAAGACGGGAAGUAGAGAACCUGAUGAAGAAAAAUGCUGAUUGGAUCUGGGACUGGUCUAGUCGACCUGAGAACAAUCCACCGAAGGAGUUCCUGCUGAAGCACACUAAGCAGUCGACCCCUCUCAGCAUCAGGAACACCAGCGUCAUGAAGAAGGGAGGAAUCCUCUCUGCUGACUUUCUGAAGCUUUUUCUUCCCUCAUUAAUCAUUUCUCACAUACUUGCUGUUGGCCUAGGGAUAUACAUUGGGAAGCGUAUAACCUCCCACAACACCUACUAAGUAGAAGUGUGGUGUGUUGCGACACCUUGUCACCUUGAUGUGAUUAUCUUGGCAUGCCUUACAACAGGACCUUUUGGAAGAUCUAGGUAGAUGUGGCCAUGUGCCACGGUCCAAUCUGAUUGAGAGCCUCAUGUUGCCCCAGAGCAGCUUGGAGAGUAAAGGAUCUGUCUUUGCUGUCUGUGGCUUCCGACACCUGAACACAACACUGACCAAUCCUCAUGCUGCUUGUUGGUCGUCUCUUGUCCCGCCCUGGAGACGACUGCUAUGCUGCUUCCUGCUCCUUAAAUCUGCAAGUUAGGGAACUGAUAUAUAUUGUACGCCAUUGCCUUUUUUUCUUUUAACGAUGAGAUUUCACUUGAGGAAUUUAUUGUAUUUUUAAUUUUCAGAUCAGGUGUGGAUAAACAUGAUUUUUGUGUCCUAGGGAUCAUUAGCUUAGAGUUUGAGAGACAGAGCUUUGAUCACCUGUAAACUGCAGAAAAUCAAAUGUUACCUUUUUACGCACAGCUGUGGUCUAUUUUGUUCAACGUACACAAUAAAAGCAGGAAACACAUGUA
This is a messenger RNA of Paralichthys olivaceus (Japanese flounder), 1299 nucleotides long. It is a transcript of the gene bnip4, whose product is annotated as BCL2 interacting protein 4. Gene Ontology annotation, biological process: mitochondrial outer membrane permeabilization; positive regulation of apoptotic process. Gene Ontology annotation, cellular component: endoplasmic reticulum; mitochondrial envelope; mitochondrial outer membrane. The record is from RefSeq and is a predicted model, not a curated record. NCBI's taxonomy places the organism in Eukaryota, Metazoa, Chordata, Actinopteri, Pleuronectiformes, Paralichthyidae.